Dreissena polymorpha is the source of this 1373-nucleotide messenger RNA. RefSeq names its product probable peptidyl-tRNA hydrolase 2. Gene Ontology annotation, molecular function: peptidyl-tRNA hydrolase activity; protein binding. Lineage: Eukaryota; Metazoa; Mollusca; Bivalvia; Myida; Dreissenidae. Bases 27 to 791 code for a protein of 254 amino acids. The transcript is spliced from 8 exons. The record is from RefSeq and is a predicted model, not a curated record. Gene Ontology annotation, cellular component: cytosol; mitochondrion.
GUUAUUUUAAGGGUAUUAUGUCGUAAAUGCUUGUUUUAUUUAUACUAGUAUUAGUGUUUUUUAACCUAAAUAAGUGUCUUGUUAAUUCGCCUACGUUUUCAUUCGGACAACAAUCGUGUUGCGAAUCAUUUUCGACGAGACUUAAUCCCUUGGACAUUAAAGACAUCACACCUCUCUCCACUACCAUGAAUGUUGAAGAUUCAGGCCCAGAGUUCAAGCCUAAGGAAGAAAUUGUACAGACUUUGCUUUCCCUAGGGUUCUCUCGUAAUGCUGCAAUCAAGGGAUGUUACUACACAGGGAAUUACAAUGCGGACCUUGCUGCGGCCUGGGUCAUAGAGAACCAGGAUAAAAAUCUUGAUGGACCUUUGGAGGAGGACGUUGAGUUCGAGGGCGCGGAAGAUGAUGAUGAAGCUGAGUUUCCCGAGGGCCUGGACAUGUACAAGAUGGUGCUCGUGGUGAACGCAGAGUUGAACAUGGGGGUGGGGAAGGUUGGGGCUCAGUGCGCGCACGCCGCGGUGCAGCUGCACAGAAUGAUGAUCGAUAACCUGCAGAAGUACGGAGAAAUGUUGGGGUUCUGGGAACAGUUUGGGGAGACAAAGAUUGUCCUAAAGGCAGACAAUGCAGCACAGCUUGUGGAUCUGUCAAAGCAGGCUCAAGCCAAAGACCUUCCAAACUACAUUGUACAGGAUGCUGGCAGAACACAGAUUGCUGCUGGGUCUCAGACAGUGUUGGGUAUCAUUGGCAAACUGGAUGUCGUGGACUCCAUCACGGGAAAGUUGAAAUUACUCUGAGGAGCAGUACCCAAAUAAUACAAUGUAGAUGCCCCAUGAUGCCCCAUUUCACGGCUCACGAUGAUGAAGACCAACUGCAUUGAGGUGAAGGACUAACAUGAUGAGGAAGAAGUUGGAAACGUGUGUGCUGAAUUGGUCUUAAAUAGCUUAACGGCAAUUCAUUUCAUGCUUGAAUGUGCUUGUGUAUUACUUAUUUAUUAGUUAAAGAUUAUUUAUCUACUACCGCAAUAACAUGAAUACAUUGAAAGUACUGUUAUGAAGAAAACGUAAGUUAAAUAGAUAAAAGGAUAUCCAACUUACAAAUGUUAUGUAGCUCUUAAAACAUAUGCACAGACAAAACCAAGACUGAAUAUACUAUAGGACAAAAUGCAUGUGUAAUUUAUGCUAAUACAGUUUAUACUGUUGGCCACAUUUAUUAAAAGAUGGCAAUUAGGUUUUUACUUGAUUUUAUUUAAAUCCUUUGAAUGUGAUCAUAUGUAUAUUGAUAAAUUCAUUUAUAUUGUACAUUUCAAUACCAAAUUCUUUUUGAUGUGUUCGUUAAGUAUACUGUUACAUUUUGUCGGAAUAAAAUGUUAACUUUUA